GCGAGGCCCGGCGGGCGGUGGGCGGGGCCGCGGCUCGCGCGGCGGAGAGCGGCGCGCCCCCUCCCCCAGCUCAGAGGGAAGAAAUGAAACUAAAACUUCUGCAUCUCCAGACUAGAUCUUUCCAUGCUUUAACAACAACACGUCAAUGCCAAACCUUUAACAAAACUGGAUGUCUGCUAUUAAAGCUGGAUAACGAAGUUGACAGAACAGCUCAGAGAACAGCAAAGUCUUGGAAUUUUUAUGCUCUGAAAACUGCAUUCCCUUGGUUGACAAGUCGAUGUGUGCAAGUCAAGAAUUUGCGAUUGCUCCGAGGAUAUGUAUCCACUUUGGGAAGAAGUAUUUAUUAUCAGGGCGGGGAGGAGUUUUUUCCCUCCUGGAGACGCUUGGGUGCAAUGAUGACACAAAACUACAGGCUCAAUACAGAGCAUAUCAAAAAGCUCAGGAACACGCCAUCAAGAUUUUACGGAGUUGUAUCAGCUGGUAAAAUUAUUCCAAAACACAAUAACCUGCCAGUUAAGAGGCCACCAAAGGCACCGAGGACCAAGCAGCCAUCCAGAACGAACCUGCCUCUCUCAGACAUGAAGAAUCUGAUGCAGUGCACAGCCUUUGCAACAGCAGAUGAAUAUCAUCUUGGUAAUCUGUGUCAUGACCUGACUUCACAUGGAUAUAUUGAAAUAACAAGUUUGCCUAGAGAUGCUGCAAAUGUUUUGGUAGUCAGUACCGAGAAAUCUGCAAAAGAAGAUGAUCCUGGCAUGAUUUUUUUCUUCAGGGAAGGGGCUGUUGUGUUUUGGAAUGUGGAAGAGAAAAGUAUGAAGAAUAUCAUGCGAGUGCUAGAACAGCAUGAAAUUCAGCCAUAUGAAGUUGCACUAGUCCACUGGGAGAAUGAAGAAAUGAACUACAGAAUAGGGGAAGGUCAGUCAAAGCUCCAUAAAGGACAAAUCCUUUUAAAUUCUGAGCUGGAUAGUGAUGAAGUUGUUCUGCAGAAAUUUGCCUUUUCAAAUGCUCUUUGUCUUUCUGUGAAGCUGGCUAUUUGGGAAUCAUUACUGGAUAACUUUGUGGAAUCUAUCCAGUCAAUUCCUGAGAUUCUAAAGUCACGAAGGAGGGUAAAACUCUCUCAUGCAGAUGUGAUGCAGAAAAUUGGAGAACUCUUUGCACUAAGACACCGUAUAAAUCUGAGCUCAGACCUGCUAAUAACACCUGACUUCUACUGGGAUAGAGAAAAACUGGAAGAGCUUUAUGACAAGACAUGCCAGUUUCUCAACAUUAAUCGCAGAGUUAAGGUAAUGAAUGAAAAACUUCAGCACUGCAUGGAGCUGACAGAUCUAAUGCGAAAUCACCUGAAUGAAAAGCAUGCUCUGCGCCUUGAGUGGAUGAUAGUAGUACUUAUCACCAUAGAGGUUCUGUUUGAACUUGCAAGGGUAGUUUUCUGAUGACAGAAGAAACUCGGGAAGAAAACUGACAAAAUCAUUAUGAUCAUACAGCCUGGAAAAUUCCUAUCAUAUCCUUCUGGAAAAGAGUGAAAUUAUGUCUCUUGAUAAAUCUGUAAAUAUACUCAAAUAAAAAC
This is a messenger RNA of Empidonax traillii (willow flycatcher), 1564 nucleotides long. RefSeq names its product required for meiotic nuclear division 1 homolog (gene RMND1). Lineage: Eukaryota; Metazoa; Chordata; Aves; Passeriformes; Tyrannidae. The coding region runs from base 84 to 1430 and encodes 448 amino acids. The record is from RefSeq and is a predicted model, not a curated record. The transcript is spliced from 12 exons. Gene Ontology annotation, biological process: positive regulation of mitochondrial translation.